Molecule: messenger RNA, 5320 nt
Organism: Limulus polyphemus (Atlantic horseshoe crab)
Lineage: Eukaryota; Metazoa; Arthropoda; Merostomata; Xiphosura; Limulidae
Product: DNA (cytosine-5)-methyltransferase 3B-like
Exons: 17
Coding region: 1-1845 (614 amino acids)
Biological process (GO): regulation of gene expression
Cellular component (GO): nucleus
Molecular function (GO): methyltransferase activity
Source: RefSeq, a predicted model, not a curated record
AUGUCACCUGACAAAACUCGUAAAAAACUACCAAAAGAUAAACUUCUUGGACUUGUUGGAGCUUUCAAUGAUAACUAUAUUGAUUUAGGUGGAAAAUUCUUUAAGAGAGGAGUACUUGAAGCACUACAGGAAAUGGCAGUUCGAGCAGGAGUGGAUGUGGCAGAAGGAGAUUCUGUAAAGCUGCUAAGUUGGGCUAAACAUGGGUUUCGCACAGAAUCUCGUAGAACAAACCCAUGGGCACCCAGUGUUGAAAAUCCAAUUCCUGAAAAUGUACGUAGACGGCUUGAUCGUAUCAAGACACAGUACCUGGAAGCUCUCUUGCUUCUUGAAUCGCAGACCUCCCUGCAACCACGCUUUUCUCGAUUUGCCCAGUUAGAAAAUUCAGGAAGUGCUUUGAAAAAAGUUAGGGAAAGAAAACUGUCUAUUCAAGAUGUAUGUGUUGCUUGUGAUUCAUCUUCAGAAGAUAUAGUGACCCAACAUCCUCUCAUAGAAGGUGGACUGUGUCAACAGUGUAAAGAUGAUAUAAUAGAAACUAUGUUUGCUUAUGGCGAUGAUGGAACUAAUGCAUAUUGUGUUAUUUGUGGGCAAGCAGGAGAGCUAAUUAUCUGUGAUAACACCGACUGUAACAAGUGUUACUGUACUGGCUGUAUUGAUGUUCUGAUUUCUCCUGGAACCCAUAAAAAGGUCCUAGCUGCUGAUCCAUGGUUCUGCUUUAUCUGUACUGAGUAUGAUCCAGAAAGAAAUGGUCUUAUUCAACCAAAGUUAGACUGGCAACAGAAUGUUUUAAAAUUGUUUCAGCCAGAAAAAAGCAUUCAGUUAUCCCCAUCUUCAGAUGACUACAGAGAAAAAAAACCAAUUAGAGUUUUAUCUCUGUUUGAUGGAAUUGGAACUGGAAGAUAUGUGUUAGAUCAACUGGGAAUUGAAGUAGAAGCUUAUUAUGCAAGUGAAAUGGAUCAUGAUGCAAUUAACAUUUCAAUUGUGCAGCACAAAUGUAAUGUUACUCAUUUGGGCCAAAUUGAGGAAAUUUCUGAUGCUGAGGUAGCCAAGCUUUGUCCUGUAGAUCUUGUGAUUGGUGGGUCACCAUGCAUUGACCCCUCAUUGGUUAGUUCUGGAAGAAAAGGCUUGUAUGAUGCAACUGGAACAGGGAGAUUGUUUUUUGAUUUUUUUCGACUAUUAAAGGCAGUACAGUUGGCAAACAAGGAACGCCAUGUUUUCUGGCUUUAUGAAAAUGUAACAUCCAUUCCACAAGAAUACAAAUCUAUCAUUACACGAUUCCUUCAAUGUGAACCAGCCCUAAUUGACUCAAAGUAUUUUUCGCCUCAGAAUCAGGCUCGAUACUUUUGGGGAAAUAUUCCAGGAAUGUAUGCAGUAGAGGAAUAUUGGAGUGGAGGCGAAGUUGACAAUCCUCUUCAGCCACAUUUCCACAUGCUACGUCAAGCAGUUAAACUAAAUAGCUCCUUGUCAUCUAACCUGAACCAAGAAAUUGAAACAGUGUCAUCUAACACAAUGUGCAAUAAUUUGCCAAGUGAAUCAAAGGACUCCUUAACACCUGGAAAUACAAGUGAUGAUAAGGAUGCAUUGAGGGUCACAGAUAUUGAGCAAGUCUUUGGAUUUCCCAAACAUUAUACAGACACAGGUAACAUUCCCCUGGGGCGACGUCAGCAACUGCUGGCCAAGGCCUGGAGUGUUCCUAUUAUGAAGCACAUCUUCAUGCCCCUCAGAAACUUUUUUAAAACUUUUUCACUACCCUUUGUGCCACAGCUUUCUCCAGCUUCAACAACAGACAUUCUUCCUGAUUCCUCAUCAUCCCUUACCACAUGUACAAACAAUUGUGUAAGACCAUAAAUAGAUGUCUUUUGUAAAUGUUAAAAAAUAACACAGGAUGAUAUAGUGUUGAACUAGACAUAAUAAUAUUGUUUAUAAAAAGUCUAUGUUUGUAGGCAGUGAAGAAUUAAGCAUAUGAAUGAUAAUGAAGAGAAAAUGUUUAUACUUUGUGACCAAGAGAAAAAAAAAAUAGUAAAUUGGCAUUCGAUUUUUUUACACAAUUAUAAUGAAAGUUAACAAAACACUGCUUCAAGAGUUAUCCACUUAAGGGUUAUACAAAAAGUAUUUUUAGCUUUCGUGCAGAAAAAUUCAGCAAUAGGUUUUAAUAAAUCAGUGUGAUUUAUAGAAGCUGCUAGAUACCCAUUUUUUAUGAACAAAUUAUAUAUAUAUCUGGGAGAAGUCAAUGAAAAUCAUUUGUCACAACUGGCUUCUUUUUGUCAUUUGGAAAGUAGCAACCUAAGUGUUAACAUAUAAUAGUUGUUUAGGUCAUAUCAAAGUGUCAGAUAAGAUGGUUUCUGUUGUUACUAACAUAGCUGAUUUAUUGUUUUUUAAAUAAUACAGUUUUCUUUAAAACCUUUUAGAAUAAUAUUUAUUAUCUAAAUUUAAUGAAACUCAUUGAAAGUUUAGUUACAUAACUUCAUAAACUGUUUUUGCAAGGCUUCUCAUCUUUAGGGGUUUAUCCCUUCUUGCCUUUAUCUUAGGCAUUAUAAUUUAUGAGAAAUUACCUUUAUAUAAUGAUGUAUUCUGUGACAUGUAAUUUAGUUGAUAUCUAGCAGAAUACACCUUGUAACUUCACAACAUUUUAGGUUAAGGUUAUUUUCAUGUUUCUGAAUUUUUUAUACCACCAUCCAGUUAGAGUUUGGAAUUCAUUUUUAACUUAUAAUUUAAACAGAAAAGUUGGUUAGAGCAUAUGGUAUUUUACAAACAUUACCUUCAGCCAAUACAUUGCCUAAAUAUGGAAGUUUGUAACAGAAUAAGGCUUGCAGUGAAUUGUUUACAUAAGGAAUAUUACAUUGUCUUUACUUCUAAGGUAUUGUAUAAUACAGUAGGGAAUUUAUGGUACUUAGAUCAUUUUAGCAGCCUAGUAUUUCGGGUUAUAUGUCACUGCUGUUUUAUCCAACUCUGUAACUAAUGAUGUUCUGCAUAAAAACAGAAAUAAUUACAUCCAGCAUAAAAAUGGAAUAUAUUUUCACCUGUUCUAUUUGCUGAUUUACAGAAUUUUUCAAAGUGAAGAAAACUACAUUUAAUAGAAAAAAAAUUAUUUUAUUGAUGUUUACUGCAAUAGAUACUUUAAUUAGUAAGGAAAGUGUACGUUCCAAUACUGCUGUGUUUGAUCACCAGACAUAAAUGGGUUGAAUGUAACAAAACAAAUACAAUUACUUUCCUGAACAGAAAAAAAAAAUGAUACAAAAAACACAAAAAAUCCUGGUAUAAUUUGCAUAAAAAGGAAACUAAUUGGACAAAACACUGGUUGUGUUACACAAAAAAAGAAAAGAAAAUAGUGCCUAGUUGUGUGCAUGAGCUUUGUUAAUGACAUGAAGAGCGUGUUUCUACAGCAUGAUAACUGAUAUUCUUAGGUGUGUGUUACUGUUUAGUUAUCAUAAAAUGAUAACUUUCUUUCACUUAAACAAGAGGCCAAACUGCAGCAUUCCUCUAAAAGGAGUUAUUGUACUGUGACUGCCUAAUAUUUUAAGGUAUAUUGUAUUUAACAUUCCAUAACAUGAACUGAUCCAACACUACACUUUGUACUUUUUUAGCAGUUUGAAUAAUAUUUUGAUUACUCUGUGGACAGAAGUUUUUAUUUACUUUACUGUCUCUGAGAAAUGUAGAAAGACUAAAAGGCAAAAAUGAUUAUUCAAGUGAUAAAACUUGAAACUGUACUUGGCUCUAAAAAUUUUUCUUUUCAUCUACUAAGUUGAAACAAAUGUUAACAGUACUUAUUAAAAUUAUCUUAUAAAUUUCACAUUUGAACGAAAUUAAUAUUAUAAUACAAUUUUAAUCUGACAAAACCCUGCAUGGCUUUUCUUGUAAAAAAUAAUGUAUCUUACUGUGUUAUAGUUUUUUACGUCCUAAGUAUGAGAGGAUUAGAAAUUAUAUGUACUAGUGAUUUUUGACUAGUGAAGGAAAAUAUUAUUAACCAUGGUGUUUAAAGGGUAUAUAGUUUUAUAUUUUUACCAAGAAAACAAAAAUGAAUUAAAAUUGUAACACAUUUUGCAACACUUUUUUUAAAAGUCUUAUUUAAUUUUUACUCAUCAAAUAGCUCUAACGUAAUACAGCAAACCAUCAUAUAAAUCCAUUCAUUUUGCCAUCUUACUUAAAUACUUAUGUUUGUGAAAAGAUUUAAAUAUUGUAUUCAGAUUUUGCUUUAAAAGCUGUUUAAGUCUUUAUUUUCCACUUUCUUUUUUAAAUAACUGUUAGCAUUUAAUUAUUUAUUGUUUGAUUGUAGUUGAAGUAAUGUAGCAUAUGGGAGAGAGGGCUAGGCAAAAAAUAAUAAAUGUGUAUUGGCUGUUAGGUAGCUGAGCUACAGCUUUUAUUAUUUUAGUGAGUUUUUUUUCUGAGUUUGCUUAUGCUUCAUCAACAGUAGAAUAAAAAAGUGCAUUAUUAAAAAUUUAUAGUUAUGGUUUUUCUAACCCUAAUGACUGUGUAACCAACCCAUUAUGUUGCAUGUGAAAUCUGAAAUAAAAUCUUUAAUUUUGAUUUGUUCCCAAUAAAAUCUAAAUGGUAUGAAUUUUAUAUUUUAUGUAUACUUCCUAAAUUAAAUUUACCUAACACUUAAAAAGCUACUGAAUGUAGUAAAAAUGAUAUAUUUAUUUGUUAAAAUAAAAUUCAAACAGCUGUAUAGCUUGGGAAAAUGUAAUAUUCAUACUUCUUUCUGUUUGUGCUUUAAUAUUAGAAUUUGAUUAUUGUUGCAAAUGAUUAUUCAUUGCUGUUAAUAUGUCAGUAUCUGAUCUUUUAUAUUGUUACAAUAGCUAUAGUUUAUAAAUAAUUAUUCAGUUGUUGUGCAUAUUGUUAAAAUAGAUAGUUGUCCUUGUUGUUCACAUGCUAGUGCUGGUUCUUGUUCAAGCAGUUAGCUAUAAUUUGAUUUUGUUUUUCCCAAUAAUGUGUGGCUUCUUUAUUUUUCAGUUUUUGGUAUUACUAUCAAUUUCUACUUUUCAUAGCUUACAUUUUUAACCAUUAAGGUAUAAGAUUUUAAUUUCUUGUUCUUGGUUAUUUAUUGUUUUAGACUUUCAGAUUACACAAUCUAUAUUUUUAAUAGAAGUGUAAAUUUCUCCUGGUAAUAAGUACGUCAUAUCUCUUUGAGUAACAUUACAUUGAUGUGAUGUUAUAUGGAAGUUUAAGUAAAGUUAUCUAACAAGUUUUACAUCACCCAUUUGUACAUUUUGAUAGUGGUAACAUGUCAGAAAUAAUUUAAGGUAGUUGAACAGAGAAGAGUUAUAUCAUUCGUGAAUGUAAAAUCAUAUAUAUAUGUAACUUCCUUUACCACAAAAAAAAAACA